Molecule: messenger RNA, 3675 nt
Organism: Amorphotheca resinae ATCC 22711
Lineage: Eukaryota; Fungi; Ascomycota; Leotiomycetes; Helotiales; Amorphothecaceae
Exons: 2
Coding region: 439-3450 (1003 amino acids)
Source: RefSeq, a predicted model, not a curated record
GAAGUAGCGGCUAUUUCUGCCCCCUUGCUUUCUUGGGCAACUUGGGGUAUGCUGCCUAGUACGUUAUUAUUAUUAACCUCAUCCAUCCACAAAGAUGGCUCAAAAGCCGGUUUUCCUUGAAUUCCUUCAAGCCGGAGGAAAGGGCUAGAUAGAGGGCUGAGCAAGACUUGCAACCUAUGAAAUAAUAACCCUUCUCACCAGUCUAUCACCUGUUCAUCCCGAUUAACCGCCAUCUCUACGGAGCCCUUUUGCGUUUCCCCACUGGACGAUCAGUGUUUACCUGCAGCCUUCUUUCCGCAGCGAGGGACCUGUUUCCUGCUUCGAUUUUACACAUUAUUGCCUCCUCAUAUGCCAACGCUCGCAGGAUCGAGUUCUCUUUGCGAAUUUGGUGCAGAGUUAGACGCAUCGGUUGCAUCUUAAUAUAGCGCACUGUUCAUCAUGAUAUCUGCGGCGCCGCAGCAGGAGGUGGGAGGGAAGUUGGUAGCUUUUGAGGGCGAUGCCGACACAAUAUCCACGCAACUGCGACUCCUUCCUCCGUCACAAAAGAUCCUCAUACUGCCGUCUUUACUGGAGAGUGUACCCAAGACCACGGAUAAGCAAUCAUUCAACGCUCGAGCAUUCAUCCGCGAAGUACAUACAGCUUUUGGCCAGCGAAACGAAACAGCACGGUCCUUCCUGCAAUCUUCAACUAGUACACAUCCAAGACUUGUUUUCAUGAAUGGAGGCAGUGUCGGUGCGCGCACUGCCUGUAUAACGGCUAUAUGCGAGAAUGUUACAAAUGGAGAAAUUGGAGAAGCCGAGGCGAUUUUCGACGAAAUCAUGAAGGAUGGGGUAGCAGGUUUAAUGAAACAUGAAGAGAUGGUCGUUGAAGAUGGACAAUUGGAGGAGGUGGAUGAGAGUCUCGAUGGGACUGAGGAGAGUGAUGAGGACCCAACUGUCAAGGCCAUGAAAGCUGCGGAUUCUCUGGAUCGAGAGACAGCGGCCUUACAAGAAGACAUGGAAGAGGACGGCGCGAGGACAGAAAACACGAAUGAAGACCACCGGCAAAGCGUCUCCACCUUUAAUUACGGCGACGAUAUAGUAACAACUGUCGUCACAAUUCCAAAUCGAACAGAGGGGGCCUACGGUAUCAACACCUUCGGGAGUGGACCUCUGACUACCCCUUUCUCGGCAGCCACCUAUUUCACAGGAGCCCGUUCAUAUCAGUCAGAUGACGAAGAAGACAACGAACGGGCUGAUAGAUACGAUAUGGGUGCGCUCUCUCCUGGCGAGGAUAGUAUGUUUUCUGCCCCUACUACCCCUCGAGUCGAGUAUGGGGAGGCUUGCAUUGUGGACGUGCACGCCGUUAUUGCAAAAAAUGAGGAGAACGAAGUGAGGAGAGUAAGAUCAAUGGAGACAUUCUACCCAAACAGUUCAAGAGCCCAAGAAAUUGAUCUGACCCCGAGAAAGCUCAACCACACAAAGUCCGAAUAUCACUUAGGAGGAAGACCAUUCACAACCUAUGGUAGAAUGGAAAAAGAAUCAUCUCCCAAAUUUUUCCAACUGCCACGGACGACAUUCAUGAGAGCCUCGAAGACGAAUAUCAAGAAAUCUCCAUCUUUAAACUUUUCCGAAAACUCGUCUUCGACAUCCACACCUACUGUUCGUGUAUUCCAGGAUCGUGGCAUUGAUGCCUGGGAGGGUCCAGCUCAGCCCUCAGAAACAAAGCCUGAAGAGAAUGGCGCUCUUGAGCACCCGGUCUUCCCUGUGGUGGAGGACAUGAUUGUUUACUUUGUUAACAACGCUUCUAACGAAAUCCUUGAAUCCGUCAUUCGCUCCUACAAGAACGGCGCAUACCCCAUGACUCCAUCUCCUGCGUCUCCAGAUGCAGAAUACCCACCAAGCUCGACGUUUUCCAAUCGUAAUGCGGAUGAGAGUUGUGCCAGGCCAGAUUCUCAUCACACAGUCGAGACUGACGAUGAGGGAUUCCACAGGCGCCAUGAGUUUGAUCCGUACUCUGAUAGCAGUUACCCUUCAAGUUCCAAGCAAUGGCCACUCAGUGAUAAAUUAGGCCGCAACCACGGGGUAGAUCAAACCACGAAGCCGCCAACACCGACAAUGACACCUCCGCCACAAAGCAACGAGAGAUUCUAUGAAUUUUCUCCGGUAAACCCUAGCAGUGUUAUUGGUGUUCAGAAUUGUUUAAGGUCUUUCUUGAAUAUGCACUUUCCGGCGGGCGAGAACGGCUACACUCAGCACUAUUUCUCGGUCACUCCUGAGGCUGAUAGACUCUGGAAACCAGUCUUCGGGAAUGAUCAAAAUGUGAGUACUGGUAAUGAGGGCAGGACAGUUGAUCAGAUCAUUGCACUGGGAUGUGAAGAUGGCGUCAAGAAGGAUUUCUUCGCCCAAAUAUCUGGACAAAUUGAACGACUUGGGACUAAACGGAACGGUCUCAAUAGAAGUGCGAGGCUUGAUCUGAGAUAUCUCAUCGCAAACGCCAUGCAAACAUAUUUGUCCCUCCCUCAUGCCACUCAAAACGCCGCCAACCCCUUGACGAACCCGACUCUCCUCGCUACCCUCCUUAUUCCCCAUCUCGAGGCCCAUCUGGCAAUCAACACUAGUACCCGCCUUCUAAUACUUAUCUAUCCUUCUAACCACUUGUCCACUGUCGUGGCUCUCCGCAGACUACUCGGACAGGACAUCCUAAAAGUCGCUGGAAUCCUCGAUUCACAGGCCUCCGAUCCGCCUACCUUUGGCUCUCGCCCUCGCACACCACCCAACCACCCCCUUUCAAACGAAGCCACCUCCCCGAAAGCUUCCAACUCUCACCAGCAUAAGCGUCGGGAUUCCUUGAGAUCCCUCGUAAGCCACGUAUCGCAUCCUUCGCUCCAGCAUUCCAAGAAUUCCGAAUCAUCCUUCUCAAAAGCCAACUACCUCCUCCCGAGCACAGCAACCGACAGCGAAAUUGCCACUUUCUUAUCAAGCAUCUGGAGGCCGCUGGCGGAGAAAUCUGCAUUCUAUACCCCUGAACCGGCAGUCGAGCCGGUCGUCGUGGAAAAGGUCGUCGAAAAGAUUGUCGAGAAGAUCGUAGAGAAAUCAGCACCGCCACAAACACCGACCGGCUCAAGUCAUCCACCAGUCUCCUACUUCCAGGGUCGCGACGGGCGUGAUGCUAAGAUCGCACGCCUGACAGGCCAUGCUUCUGAUAAGCGAUCCCAUCAUUAUACGCCCUCGAUCACUUCGACUAUAAGGACCACGGCAAGUGAAAGAGGCCGAAGGGAGGUGCGGGAAAGGGAACUCGAGAAGGCAUGGGAAGACUUCUAUAUCGGCGAGGAGGAUAGUGAAGAUGAUGCUUACGACCGUAUGGUGAUGGGACGAGCAGGCGCACGGAUCGUGCCCGAGGUAGUAAAGCAGAUGGCGGGGAAGAAGAGGAGUAGUAAGAAAGCGCUGAAGUGGCUUGGCCUGGCAUAACCGUUCUUCCUUUUCACUGUCCUGUCAUGUCCCAUUCAUCUUUGGGUGGGAGUCUAUGCUGCCAUCGUUUUUUUAUGACAACGUCACGUCUGGUCCGAUCUAGGGACAUUUCCUUUCUGUUAUUUGGAGUUCAAUACUCUUGUAUUUUUAGGGCUAGCUAAAUGGUUGGUGUACGUUGAAAAGUCAGCGUUGGAAAUAUCAGAUAAUGUAAUGUUGUAUAUAUAG